Molecule: messenger RNA, 1350 nt
Organism: Mizuhopecten yessoensis (Yesso scallop)
Lineage: Eukaryota; Metazoa; Mollusca; Bivalvia; Pectinida; Pectinidae
Exons: 2
Coding region: 1-1350 (449 amino acids)
Biological process (GO): DNA integration
Molecular function (GO): nucleic acid binding
Source: RefSeq, a predicted model, not a curated record
AUGGCUGGUUUGGUCCCCAGCCCCCAGCGAUUUCUACUAAGGCUGCAGAAGUACAACUUUGUACUCACGUAUAAGAAAGGUGAAACUAUGUAUCUUGCUGACACUCUGAGCAGGGCAUAUCUUGAUGUCGGGGACAAAACAGCUCAGCUGGAUGAUACAGUGACUGUAAAUAUGGCACAGUCCUUGCCAAUCUCGGAACCACGACUGCACGAGAUACAGAAGCAAACUCUCAGGGAAGUCAUAUUGGAAGGUUGGCCGGAGUCCAAGUCAAAGACACCUGCUCUUGCGCAACCAUACUUCCAUGUUCGCGAUGAACUUGCGGUCCAGGAUGGAAUUAUCUUUCGUGGGGAACGCGCUGUGAUUCCUAGGACACGAAGAGCAGAUAUUAUGCAGAAAAUUCAUUCUUCGCAUGUUGGAGUCGAAGGUUGCCUGCGGAGGGCACGUGAAACAGUUUAUUGGCCAAGGAUGAACUUUGAGGUACGCGACUAUAUAGAACAGUGUGACUACCUACAGGACACCACAUCGAAGACGGUAAUCCGAGCCUUGCGUAGUCAGUUUGCGCGUCAUGGAAUACCUGAUAUUCUGUGUAGUGAUAAUGGUCCUCAGUUUAGCUCUGAUGAAUUCCGGCGUUUCAGCAAAGAAUGGGAAUUCGAUCAUGUUACCUCGUCGCCAGGUUACGCUCAAAGCAAUGGAAAAUCUGAACAAGCAGUCAAAACUGCGAAGAGGUUAAUGAAGUUGGCUAAAACUUCACACAAAGACCCAUUUCUGGCACUCCUUGAUUUCAGAAACACUCCGUCACAGGGUAUGGACAGUAGCCCUGUACAGCGUCUAAUGAAUAGGCGCACAAAAACGCUGAUGCCGACUAAAGCAAGUCUUUUGAAACCAGAAGUUCAGAUGUCGUCAAAUGCAAAGAAACAGUUGAAGGGUGUUAAGGAACGACAAGCUUUCUACUACAAUCAAACUGCGAAAAACCUGAAACCUCUAGGUAAUGGAGAAGUUGUAAGAAUAGCUCCACAUGAGAGUAUGUUAAACAACCAGAAAACCUGGAAACGUGGUGUUGUAAAGGAACAAGUUAACAAGAGGUCAUAUGAUGUCACCACUGAGGAUGGAAGGACGUAUCGGCGAAACCGGCGUCAUCUGAGACUGUCAAAGGAAACUUUCACACCGAAAGCUCAGGAUUUUGGACCGAAUGUGGAAAUGGAGAAGGAACCACAUGUGGCCCAGGAACCACAUGUCGAGACCAGUUUGGUACCACCACCUGAAGCACCACCCAACAUGUCUAUCAGGACCAGGUCAGGCAGACAGGUGGCUCUUCCUUCUAAAUUUAAAGAUUUCGAUCUGUCCAAGUGA